AUGAUUAUUCAGCCCUCAGAAGAUGAUCCCAUCAAUGUCGACCAGGAAUCCUUCGUUCAUGACGAUUACUGCUCGGCUUCUUAUGAUGACACUAACAUUCAGGCCACUGGGGGACUAUUUGAAGAAGAACAUGUCCCAGCCUCCCGUAAUGAAUUUCUCGAUCUCUUCCCGGGCUCAGCAGAAGUGUAUGAAGGAGGAUAUACAUUUCUUGGUCUAUUUGAUGCGGAUGAAAAUAGUGCGCAUCGUGUGCAUAAUCCCUACUACCCAUUUAGUGGACGGAAAGAGUGGGAGGUUGCAUCUUGGCUACUGCAUUCAGGCCUGAGCAUGGGUAAAAUUGAUUUGUUUUUAUCGCUAGAGAUGAUCAAGGCCCUCUCCUUGUCAUUCCACUCUGCUAAGGAGUUACGAGGUCGGGCAGAGCAGCUGCCAAGUGGACCGCGAUGGUUGUCUAGGGUGAUCAAAACAGCACAUCCCACGAAAUCUCCUGUGGUUCUGUACUGGCGGGAUCCUCUAGAAUGCAUCGCCAGCAUUAUGAAUGACCCUUCUUUUCACAAUCAAUUCAAUUUCAUGCCUCAAAAGGUGUACUCUACCGCAGAGCAAACCUGUUGCAUCUACUCAGAAUGGAUGACAGGUGAUGACGCAUGGAAUAUGCAGUCAGCGCUGCCUGAUGGUGCUACUCUCCUCGGAAUUAUGUUGUCCUCUGAUAAGACCACCAUUUCAGCUCUGACUGGCGAUAGAGUCGCGCACCCUCUCAUAAUCAGUCUAGCAAACAUAUUUAUGAAUACUCACGCCAAAAUCUCAUCCGACUCCUUCCUCCUUACUGCUCUACUGCCAGUGCCUAAAUUCAUUCACAAGAAGAAACACAUGCGGGGUGUACUGGAGGACCACCUCAUACACCAGUGCUUAGACAUUGUUCUUGAACUGCUCAAGAGGGCCGCUCGUGUUGGAGUCAUGAUGUCGGAUCCCGUGGGUAAUAGCCGGCACUGCUAUACAGGACUUGCAAGUUAUAUUGCUGACACCCCAGAAGCAAUGAUUUUGGGGACACUUUUUGACAUGAACCCUGAACAAAGUCCACUACUCUCGCAUAACUCAAAGUUGUCUAUACGCGGGCUGACCCCCUUGAUCUUGAAGCAUUUUUCCGUGAAGCGCAGAAAUUUUGGAUUGAAUGGAGUUGCUGAGCCCUUUUGGCGUGAUUGGAUUCUGGCCGAAUCAUCCCAUGUCUUCACUCCUGAACUCCUGCACCAUGUACACCAGCAGUUUUGGGAUCACAAUGCAAAAUGGCUCAUCAAUGCUCUUGGGGAAUCUGAGAUUGAUUUUCGCUUUUCCGUCCUACCUUGCAUCACUGGGUUACGACAUUUCCAUGGAGGUAUUUCGAAGUUAAAACAAGUCACUGGCUGGUGUCAAUGCGACAUCCAAUGCUAUAUCAUUGCAGUCUGUGCUGAUGCUGCACCUCAAGGCGUCCUUACUGCUGUACGUGCUCUCAUGGACUUCCGGUAUCUUGUGCAAGCUAGCCGAAUCGAUGAUGAUGGCCUUGAGUGUAUUUCUGCUGCACUAACUGAAUUUCAUGCCCACAAAGACACCAUCAUCACUGCUGGUCUUCAUCGUGGGGAGGGUAAAAAGGUCAUCACCAACUGGCAUAUCCCCAAACUCAAAUUCAUGCAGAGCAUUGUCCCAAGCAUCCGCAAUACUGAUGUCCCCAUGCAAUGGACUGCAGACGCAACAGAACACGCUCAUAUCACUGUCAUUAAAGUUCCAGCUUGGUCAAGCAACAAUAAUAAUUAUGACCUGCAAAUCUGCCAUCAUCUUGAUCGUGAGGAGAAGUGCUGUCGCUUUGACCUUGCCACAAGUCUACUCGAUCACGACAAGCUACGAUCAACAACUGUGGUUGAAGUUGACGAGGGAUAUGAGGGUGACAAGGGUGAUGCCGAUGAAGAUAUACCAGCAGACCUCUUAUCCACUGUUGCUUUCCCUGGUCGCUCACGGCCAAUCAUGAAUUAUUUCAUGGUUGCAAACAGUUUAUGCCACAAGGAUGUUGGCACUGUUGUAGAAACAACAAUCCAGAUGGUGGUAUUCUGA
This is a messenger RNA of Suillus fuscotomentosus, 2073 nucleotides long. RefSeq lists its product as uncharacterized. The record is from RefSeq and is a predicted model, not a curated record. The transcript is spliced from 4 exons. Bases 1 to 2073 code for a protein of 690 amino acids. Lineage: Eukaryota; Fungi; Basidiomycota; Agaricomycetes; Boletales; Suillaceae.